AUGGUGAAGAAGCGGUAUGCAGUGUCGGGAGCUGGCUUUGUAAGCGACAUGUCAUCGUCGGUGCUACUGCUUCAUCUCAUCUCGGAAGUGCUGGAGAUCAAUCUGUUUGAGGAUCCAAGAGUGGUUCCCACUCCAACGACACAGCAAGGAUUCAUCAGCAACGUGGCGGUGUGUCUGGAGCUGGUGGCUGAGCAGGGCAUCAAGGUCAACUGCCGGUCGGAGCAAGUCGUGGAGGGUAUGGCGGAGAAGACGGUGUAUUUGCUGCUCCAGGUGGCACGGCACUACUACCAGACCAAGCUCACGCUCGCCGCUGAUGAGGGCGAGUCAGGAUCCAAGAAGUUCAACUCGUUCCUCCUCGGUGCAGUCCGCAAGUUCCUCGGCAGGUUUGGCUUUGGCCGGGUGGUCGACAAACACUCGCUGAUCAACUUUAACAAGAACUGGGUCGACGGCGUGUUCUUUACGGCGCUGGCCAAGGCUGCUCUGCCGAGCGUGUUCAAGGACGUGUCCAUGCACGACUUGCUGAGCGCAAGCAACAAGUGCGGCAACAUCGACCGAGUUGUCAACGCCUUCCACAAGCGGCUUGGCCUGCCCAAGCUCAUCACUCCCGAGCUGUUUGUGGCCGAGCCGGAGGAUUGCACGCUCCAUCUUUACCUUGCCAUGUUUCUGGAGCAGAUGGCUGGAGCCAAGCCCGGAGAGGGCUUCUCCAAGUCUUCCACGUCUGUGGCCGACGAGCAGACGCAGAGUCUGCGCGAGCUUGUUGCCUCGCUCAAGACCAAGAUUUUCGACAUGGAGGCGUCGUCGCAGGAGAUGCUCCAACGGAAUGACGAGCUGCAGCUGCAGCUGUACGACACGCAGGCCGAUGCUAUUCCGCUGCUGGAGAAGAUUGACCGAGCGCAUGCCGAGCUGGAGACGGCGCGGACCAAGAUCCAGACGCUGCGUGACGAGGUGUCUGCGUUGGAGGCGUCGCGAGCCCAGGUGGUGGCCGAGGCCAAGCGGCGGCUGCAACUGUCGGAGGAGGCCAAGGCCGUGGCCGAGCGGCGGUUCAAGGAGGCGCUCGCCCGGUCGCAGGAGAUCGCCAAGCAGUGCCGGGCGCUCAAGGUCCAGUUUGACACUAUCAUUGAGGAAAAGUCGAAGCGUGCAUCGGACGACGUGGUUGCGCCCGAUGGGCACGUCACCAUCAUGUUCACCGACAUCGAGUCGUCGACUGCGCUUUGGGAGCACGACGCUGAGAAGAUGGCGGAAGCGCUGCGGCAGCACAACUCGGUCAUCCGCAAGGCGCUUUCGCAGUACAAUGGGUACGAGGUCAAGACCGAGGGUGACGCCUUUAUGGUCGCCUUUUCGUCGGGCUGGUCCGCCAUUCUCUGCGCCAUCCACAUCCAGCGCGAGCUGUUGCGAGUUGCAUGGCCCGAGGCUAUUCUACAGACCCAGACUGGCGCGCCGCAGUACAACAACAAGGGUACCCUCAUCUGGCGCGGUGUCCGCGUCCGCAUGGGCUUGCACGCUGGCGAGCCGGAGCUCCGCGAGGAUCCGGUUACCCACCGAGUCGACUACUUUGGGCCAAUGGUCAAUCGGUCGGCACGGAUUGAGGGUCACACGGCUGGAGGGCAGGUCAACGUCUCGCAGGCUGUCUUUGACGACGUCUGCGAGCUACUGGAGGCGUCCGAGGAGCUCGAGUACAAGCUGCUUGGUGAGUUUGACCUCAAGGGCAUUCGUGAGAAGAUGAACAUCUAUCAGAUCAUCCCCUACGGGCUCGAGGACCGGAUCUUUGAGUCGUCGCAUGGCAACUCGGCAGCGACGGUCAAGCUCAUUGGCGGUGAUCCGGACCAAAUCCAGCAUGCGGUCGACGACCUCGUCCAAAAGAACGACGCGGUCCUAGCUGAGCUCAACGAGGCCGGCGAGCUCAUCUCGCAUGUAGACAAGGAUGCGGCGGCGUUGCUGGAUAACUUUGAGCGGAUGCAGCAGGUGACCGAUCCUGUUGUGCUGCAGGCGCAGCUCGCCGAGGCCUUUACCCGGCUCGAGCAGCAGAACCAGACGCAGAGCGAGCUCCGUGCAACGCUCGAGAUCCACCGAGCUGAGACAGAGACACUGUCGCGGACGCUCGCGACAGCGCUGGCCCAGGUCAAGGAUUACCAGUCGAUGUUCUCGCGCAUGCCAGCCAAGUCUGUCCGCGCUGCUGCCGACGACUUUCUCAAGCUCGCCAUCUCGCCAUCCGAGUCCGAGGCCUCGCUUCGCGCAGCGCUCGACCAGGCGCGGUCAACUAUUUCGACGCUCGAGACCGAGCUUCGGCUUCUCCGGCGGCGGUUCGGCGAGAUGAUGUCGUUGCCUCGGGCGCAAGCACUCGUUCUCAGGCCGGUCGAUCCACUCGCGGCCAGCGUCGCCUAUGCACUCUUUUCGGUCUCGAACCUCGGCGAGCUGGGCGGUGACGUCGGCGCAGCGCCUCUGCGGCUGGGCGGAAAGUCAAAGUCGCGGUCCCGGCGGUCGACAUCGGUGGCAACUAUGUCGCCGGGCUCCUCGCCGCCGAUCUCCUCGCCGCUGGUUCUGCCGUCGCCGACGGCGUCGCCGUCGUCUGCGGUGGCGCGGCGGAAGCUGUCAAGUGGCAAGCGGACGCCCAAGUCAGCGCGAUCAAAGGACCAGCGGUUCUCUGGCUCGGUUCCGGGUCAGUUCUCGCCGAUACCAGAGAUUUUCGCCGGGUCGGCGUCGGUGAAGCUCUCGCCGGGCACACCGGUGGUGGAGACGCCGGUGGGCAAGGUGACCAAAGUGCGCGUGCGGACGCGGCGGCGGCGGCAGCGGUCGGACUCGUCGAGGCGGCGGCGCAACCGGCAGCUCUCGCUUUCGGGGUCGCGGUCGGGCGGGUCGUCGAGCAGCGCGCGAUCGCCUGGCGGCUCGCCAUCGCCAGACGUUGUUGUCGUCUCAUACUCGAACGCCAAGCUGGCUGCAGCCGGAACCAGCCAGAGCGACAGCGAGACCUCGUCUGACUCGUUUGCGUCGCUCAACUCAUCGGCGUCGUCCAACGAUGACAACACAUGUCCGCUGUCACCGUCGGCAGCGCAGCGAGGGCGGCGGCAGAAGAUCGAGAACAACCGGCGUAAUUCGGAGGCAAAGCGGAUGGAGGGCGCGGCGAGGCCGUUCCGUGCGCGCAAGACACAGUCGUCGGAAUUGCUGAUGACGACCGAGCCGGCAACGCGGGCGCAGCGGAAGCGGGCUGGGAGUGGUGGAGAUGACGGGCGGGGCUCGGGCUCAUCAUCACGCAAGGCUUCAGGCUCGUCGUCCAAGUCGCGAUCGCGCAAUUCGGGCGAGCGCGACAUUGGGCUCCGGGUCCAGGUCGAUCUGUUCGAGACGGGCACGGGCCGGCGCCGUGGAUCAUCGAGCGUCUCACCCGAUGGGUAUGGGAGCCGGUCGCCGCCGCGGGCGGCAGGCAAGGUGCGAACGCCUGGACGACUCUCGAGCCGGCGCUCGCAGCAAAAGCAGCAGCGGCCGACCAGCAUCCGGGAGAAGAAGCGGCUUGCCAAGGGCAAGGAGGAUGCGUGGUCGGGGUCUGGCGAGUGA
Molecule: messenger RNA, 3546 nt
Organism: Thecamonas trahens ATCC 50062
Lineage: Eukaryota; Apusomonadida; Apusomonadidae
Product: adenylate/guanylate cyclase
Exons: 2
Coding region: 1-3546 (1181 amino acids)
Biological process (GO): intracellular signal transduction; cyclic nucleotide biosynthetic process
Molecular function (GO): protein binding
Source: RefSeq, a predicted model, not a curated record